ACAUUCGAGUCCACAACUCAGCACUGCAGUGUGAAGCGAGAAGAAAGUGAAAAUGGGGCAUCAAUACCAUCAAGCAACGGACGGGCUUCUGAACCUUUUCACAAAAGCCAAUCACGAUCUUUCUAUGGUUCAUCACCGUCUCGAAAAGGAAUUUCAACAUGUUUACCCUGACAAUGCAAACCCUAUGAAGCUGGUUUCUAGGAUAAAAAAGAUACAGGAUGAUAUAUCAACCUUGAAGGGGCAGUGCCAUGAGCUUCUGGCUGCCAAGCAGGAUUUGAUUGAUAAGGCUCAGAGAAAUCUUGUUGAGAACAGACAUUUAGUGCAGCGUAUGCAAGCAUCCAUGGGCAUGCCCCUCACUGGUGAAGAUGAUGCUGCAUUCACUAACUUUAAACAGAUAAUUGAAGAAUGGACAGUACAAUUAAGAUCCAAAACAGGGGAUGAAACACAUGAUUCUGACUCUGGAGAUCUCAACAAACUGCUCUUCUCAGCUAUAGUUCAAAGCAAUUGAACUGCUUCCAAAAGAUCGUGGAUGUCGCAGUUUUAUGUCAAGCUUCGAGGGUUAUCACAAAUGAUCUAUACUAUAGACAUGUAUUGUACUCUGCUUCCUAUUGGUUAUUCUUGUAUUAAGAUGUAGAUGUUCUGAUUCGUUCUCUAAACAGGUUUGGUUCUAUUGUCGGAGAGGCUACCAGAAAACAAAAUUUAUUUUACUUAAAAUGUAAAGAAAUGGAAUUGUGUA
Gastrolobium bilobum is the source of this 736-nucleotide messenger RNA. RefSeq lists its product as uncharacterized. Gene Ontology annotation, cellular component: outer kinetochore; spindle microtubule. Gene Ontology annotation, biological process: chromosome segregation; cell division; mitotic cell cycle. The record is from RefSeq and is a predicted model, not a curated record. Lineage: Eukaryota; Viridiplantae; Streptophyta; Magnoliopsida; Fabales; Fabaceae. Gene Ontology annotation, molecular function: microtubule binding. Bases 53 to 508 code for a protein of 151 amino acids. The transcript has 5 exons.